UUUUCGGUGAUUUCUGUACCUGAGAAAUUCAAAUUUGAAAGAGUUAUGUUUGGGUGGAAAGGUUUGCUUACUUCUUUUAGCCGUUUGCGGAGAAUUGGCCCAAAGAGAUUCAAAGGAAAUUUCAAAAUUGAACAGAAACAAGAUGAGGUUUUUCUGGAUAAUAAUCCUUUAACAGAUACCUUUGGACGACAUCAUACAUACCUUCGAAUCUCCCUAACAGAAAAAUGCAACCUAAGAUGUCAAUAUUGCAUGCCAGAAGAAGGUGUCAAUUUAACAGAAAAAUCAAAAUUGCUCACAGCCGAUGAAGUAAUUUAUCUUGCCAAGUUAUUUGUAGACCAAGGUGUUCAGAAGAUAAGAUUGACUGGAGGUGAACCCACAACAAGAAAAGAUCUAGUAGAUAUUAUCUAUAAUCUUAAACAAAUUAAAGGAUUAGAGAGUGUAUCUCUAACAACCAAUGGGGUUGUGUUAACCAAAAAGCUGGUAGAGUUACAAAAAGCAGGACUUGAUGGUUUGAAUAUAAGCUUAGAUACUUUAGAUGGAAAAAAAUAUGAAAAUAUUACAAGGAGGAAAGGAAUGGAAAGAGUUUUAAUGGGCAUCGACUUGGCUCUUCAGUUAGGAUAUGAUCCCGUCAAAAUAAAUUGUGUUGUCAUGAGAGGAUUCAAUGAUGAUGAGGUUUACGAUUUCAUCAAGUUAACUGAACACAAGAAAUUAGAUGUCCGUUUCAUCGAAUACAUGCCUUUUUCUGGCAACAAAUGGGAAGUGGACAAAAUGGUACCCUACAAUGUGAUGCUGGCCCAAAUAAAAUCAGUUUGGCCUGAUUUUUUACCCCUUUCGAAUAGCCCCAACGAUACUUCCAAGGCUUGGAAGGUUCCAGGAUUCAGUGGACAGGUCGGUUUCAUAACCUCAAUGUCGAACAUGUUUUGUGGAACUUGCAAUAGGCUGAGGAUAACAGCUGAUGGUAACUUAAAAGUUUGUCUUUUCGGUAACAAGGAGGUAUCAUUGAGGGAUGCCUUGAGGAGUGGCGUUAAAGAGGAUGAUCUUAUUAACAUGAUUGGUUUGGCAGUCAGAAGAAAGGAAAAGCACCAUGGCGAUCCAAAUAAAUUCAUGGAAAUCGGCAGUGUAAAACUUUCCCAAAAAAUAAACAAAGUGAAGGCUAGAACGAGAACUACCUUCUCCUUGUCAUUAAGGAGGAUGUACAGUACGUACAAAAAAGGCGAAUCUCUAACGCACGUUGAUGCGAAAGGUGAAGCAAAUAUGGUGGAUGUCUCGGGAAAGGAUAUUACAUCCAGAACAGCUACUGCUAGAGGUAGCAUUCACGUGGGACCUGAAAUUACUAGGCUUAUUAAAGAAAACAACAUUAAGAAAGGCGACGUUAUCGGUGUGUCCAAGCUGGCCGGUAUAAUGGCUGCUAAAAAGACGUCAGAAUUGAUUCCUUUGUGUCAUAAUAUUUUUCUUAACAGAAUAGAUGUUACAGCUACCCUAGAUGAAGUAAACGACGCCGUUAUCAUAGAAGCUACUGCGAGUUGCGAUGGGAAAACUGGAGUGGAGAUGGAAGCUUUGACCGCGGUGACUGUUUCGGCUUUGACAGUCUAUGACAUGUGCAAAGCAGUCAGUAAACAUAUGAAAAUCAACGAUGUCUAUCUGGUGAAGAAAACGGGAGGUGCUAGUGGGGACCAUGGCACUGAGAUACAAUUUAAAAGUUACAAGGAGGUUUUGAGAAAGAAGACUGUCUAUGUUGGAAGUAUUUGAAAGGCUGAAUUCACACGGUUUUAUUUGGAUUUAAUUCCUUUCCCUUCACUUUCUGUUGUUUUCUUAUUCGAAAGAAGGUGAGUUGUAUUCUAGAAAAGUGGAUCAAAAAACUUCGAAUAAAUUUAUAAUUUUCAUCCCCGAUAUUUGGAUAAUUGAUUUUGAGAUCACUUAAGAGUAAUACGUUCCAGAUCCCGCAUUUAUGUUUUUUUUUUGGUGUCAAACCUGACGUUCCAAAAGUUCUCAUUGAAUUUUAUAUCCUUUCGCUAAUUGUUAAUUUUUUUGUUGAAAUCUUGUUUUAGUAUAAUGCUUUUUGUUGAUUGCUAGAAUGAUUUAUAUUUAUACCACGUUUGAUUAUUUUUACUGUUGAAAAAUAUGUAAAUUUAAGGUCCCCAUGCAUUUUAGCAUAAGUGGUUGUUGGUGCAAGUAUAUACAUAAAUUGUUAUUGUUACAGUUUUAAACAGAUUUUAUACAUAGUUUUUCAUGAAUAAAUUUUGUAACUUUUCAA
Molecule: messenger RNA, 2254 nt
Organism: Coccinella septempunctata (seven-spotted ladybird)
Lineage: Eukaryota; Metazoa; Arthropoda; Insecta; Coleoptera; Coccinellidae
Gene: Mocs1
Product: molybdenum cofactor biosynthesis protein 1
Exons: 7
Coding region: 46-1749 (567 amino acids)
Biological process (GO): Mo-molybdopterin cofactor biosynthetic process
Molecular function (GO): 4 iron, 4 sulfur cluster binding; metal ion binding; GTP 3',8'-cyclase activity
Source: RefSeq, a predicted model, not a curated record